AUGGCAGCCCCCGCCGUACUGCCACUGCGCGUGCCAGAUCUUGUCUUCGUUUCUAAUCACGCCUGCUACCAGAUAACUCCCAAAGCCAUCGUCUCGGACGCCUGCGCCUCCUACUCUACCCUCGACAAGCUGAACUUUGCUGUCAAACCUCUACUCGACGACCUUACCACCACGACCGACUUCUUCUCACACUACCGUCUCAACCUCUUCAACAAAAGGUGUCCCUUCUGGAACGAUGAAAAUGGUAUGUGCGGCAACAUUGCCUGCGCCGUAGAGACGCUGGACGACGAGGCGGACAUACCAGAGGUCUGGCGCUCAGCAGAACUUGGCAAGUUGGAGGGACCAGUGGCGAAACAUCCCGGCCCCAAGGCGAAGAAGAAUACCGACCGUCCCCUUCAACACGGCCUCGGCACCAAUGUGGGAGAGAGCUGCGUGUUCGAGUACGACGAUGAAUGCGAUGAGCGCGACUACUGCGUUCCCGAAGACGAAAGCGCCUCUUCGAAGGGCGACUACGUCAGUCUCCUUCGAAACCCUGAACGCUUCACUGGCUACGCAGGCGUCGGUGCUGCGCAGGUCUGGGAUGCCAUUUAUCGGGAGAACUGUUUCUCGAGAUCUUCGUUCCCCAACUCUGCCGCCCUUGGCGUAUCGCAACAGAGCUCUGUGCUUAACAAGGUUGGCCCCGCAGCCGAGGACCUAAAACAGAUACUGGAGGCCGCUGGACGCCAGCAAGCUCUGGAGCAGAUCCGCGAGACGCAUCCCAACGCCCCAUUUGUGGCUCAGACGGGCUUCGAAGCCCAAGACGAGUGUCUCGAGAAGCGUGUCUUCUACCGCGUCAUCUCGGGUAUGCACGCAAGCAUCAGCACUCACCUGUGCUGGGACUUCCUCAACCAGACCACCGGCCAGUGGCAGCCCAAUCUCGCCUGCUACAAGACACGACUUCACGAGCACCCCGACCGCAUUAGCAACCUGUACUUCAACUACGCGCUCGUGACUCGCGCUGUUGCCAAGCUGGGACCUUUUAUCCAGGGCGAAGCCGUCCCCCAGAUUUUCGAUGAGAGCCUCAUGUUUAAGAACGGCGAGGGUCCAUCGCUCAAGGAGGACUUCCGCAACCGCUUCCGCAACGUCAGCCGCGUCAUGGACUGCGUCGGCUGUGACAAGUGUCGCCUGUGGGGCAAGUUGCAGACAGCGGGCUACGGCACGGCGCUCAAAGUCCUCUUUGAGUUCGACAACGCCAGCGAAGAUCUCCCCCAGCUGAAGCGGACCGAGAUCGUGGCGCUGUUCAACACGUACGCGCGGAUCAGCAGCUCUUUGCGCGCCAUCGGCAAGUUCAGGGGCAUGGUAGAGGAACAGCAGGCGCUGGAGAGCGUCUCGUCUCUCUCUCAGGAGGACGUUGAGCCUCCAGUGGGAGCUGGAGCACAAGCCAAAGAAUCUGAUGUCGACGAGGACGGCCUGGAGGAUGACGAUUACGAGGAGGAGGAGGAGGAGGAAGAAGAUGACGGGGAGGAGGAGGAGGGUGGGGGGGACGACGACGACGAGGAUGAAGCACCCGCCAAGAAAAAAGGCAGCCAGUGCGGUAUGAAGUCGGAUAAGAAUGCCACCGUAAGCCAGAGCUUGGACGACGAGCUCAGGCUCGUCAUGCGGGUGACCAAGUUGGUCCUGGUGCAGUGGGCUUCUUUCCCCGGAACACUUUGGCACAUACUCAGCAACGAGACGAAGCGUUUCGGUCAGUUCUUCCUCGGCCUGCCCGUCUCGCCGCGGACAUGGAAAUUUGAGCGGCCCAACUUGGAUGAGCUGUAG
Verticillium alfalfae VaMs.102 is the source of this 1797-nucleotide messenger RNA. RefSeq names its product endoplasmic oxidoreductin-1. Gene Ontology annotation, cellular component: endoplasmic reticulum membrane; endoplasmic reticulum. The record is from RefSeq and is a predicted model, not a curated record. Gene Ontology annotation, biological process: protein folding in endoplasmic reticulum. Gene Ontology annotation, molecular function: FAD binding; protein-disulfide reductase activity; thiol oxidase activity. Bases 1 to 1797 code for a protein of 598 amino acids. The transcript is spliced from 3 exons. NCBI's taxonomy places the organism in Eukaryota, Fungi, Ascomycota, Sordariomycetes, Glomerellales, Plectosphaerellaceae.